GUAAUCUUGAGAUAAAAUGGCGACGGGUGCCAUUUCCAUCGAGUCCAAAAACAUAUCAGAAUUAAGAGUUGUCGAUCUGAAAUCCGAGCUAAAGCGAAGGAGUUUGGACACCACCGGUGUAAAGAGCGUCCUCAUUUCAAGACUGAAACAGGCCAUCGAGGAUGAAGAUGGUGACCCAGAAAACAUUCAAGCGGAGUCUUCACCAGACACAACAACCCGUAAAGGUGGAAAAGCUAAAGGAAAAAGAGUGGAUUCAGAUGCAGAUGUCCCAGGGGAGGAAGAUUCGUUUUCCAAGGAAACUGAAGACAAUGAAUCAGAAAAAGAUGUAACUGAUACAGAUGAUGGUACUCGUGAAAAUUCUAAGCCUGCACCCUGUGAGGACAGCCUUGCUCAGCCUGAGCCUGAGGCUGAGGUUGUGGCAGAGGCUGAACCAGAGUCAGAGGCUGUGGUGGCUGAGGCUGAUUCAGAGCCUGAGCCAGAGCCAGAGGUGAAUGCUGAGACCGAGCCAGAGGUCGAUGCUGAGCCAGAGGCAGAUGAGGAUGCUGACCCAGAGAUGGAUGGGGAGGCUGAGCCAGAGGGGGACACCGAGCCGGAGAACGAGCUGGCUGAGAUGGAUGCUGAAGCCAUGAGUUCCUCUAAAGAUGCUGAGGAUGAUCACCUCUCCGUCUCCAUCCAAAAUGAAGAUGCCAUCACCCUAGAUGUUGAUGGUGACGAUCUCCUGGAAACAGGUAAACAUGUGAAACUUCCAGAUUCAGAUGCCGAGAAAGGCACUGAUGAGCCAGAGGUCUCUGCUGAUACGGGCCCUGAUGAUGAUGACCUGAAGGUGGAAGAGAUGGAGGGCCACAAAGAUGGUAAGAGGGAUGACGGAUCCAGGGGCGAGUCCAUGAAGAAAGACAGCAGAGAGGCCUUGAAGAAAGCUGAAACGGGAGAUAAAGAAAAGGAUUCUGGGAAGAAAGGCCCCUCCACUACUGGGGCAUCAGGUCAAGCAAAGAGCUCCUCAAGAGACAGAGAUGGAAAACCUGCAAAAGAUGAUAUGGGAGUCGCCAACAGUAGCAGCAACAGCAGCUCUUCUCGUAACAUAUGGGUGAGCGGCUUGUCUUCGAACACCAAAGCAGCUGAUCUCAAGAACCUGUUUGGAAAAUACGGGAAGGUUUUAAGCGCCAAGGUAGUGACAAAUGCGCGCAGUCCAGGUUCAAAGUGUUACGGCCUGGUGACGAUGUCUUCCAGUACGGAGGUGACUCGCUGUGUCAGUCACCUGGAUUGUACGGAGCUCCAUGGACAGCAGAUCUUUGUUGAAAGGGCCAAAAAUGAUCCUUUCAAGAAAGACAGUGCAAAGAAUGAAGCAGAGGACAAAUCCAGCGAUAAGCGCAGUUCCACGGGGAUAAAGUUGACUAACAAAGCACAGACAUCUUCCAAAAAAGAAGAAAAGAAAUUGGAUAAACUCUCAGAAAAGGACAAAGAUUUAUCCAAGAAGCAGGACGCCAAAAGUGGGAAAUCUGAUUCCGUUUCAUCUAACUCAGGACCAGAUUGUUCGAAGAAAGAUGACAGAAAGCAUGCGAGGACAAAGAGCCCUGGCAAGAUGAUGAUGACCCAUCCGGCUAAAGGAGAUACCAAUUUUAGCAAAAUGAGACCUUUCAGAAGAGGAAGGUAUUUUGAAAAACCUUUUGUCAACAUGAAUGUUCAAAGGAGGCCCAAAUGGUUGAUUCCUCCAGAAGAGUUUGAGAUGAUGAAAGAGAGACAGCGGCCUUUCAUAAACAAAGGGGAAGACAUCUUGCCUUUUGAGAAGAUGAAGGAGCAGAGGAUGCGUGAACGGAUGGCUCGAGUAGAGCGUGUCCGCCGAGGCGUAGAGUUGCGCAGGCGUCGUGAAAUUGCUGAGCGAGAACGUCGGGAGCGUGAACGUAUUCGACUUUUGCGAGAGCGUGAAGAACGGGAGAAUCUGCUUCGUGAGCGUCAGAGACUGGAGAUGGAAAGACAAAAACUGGAAAGAGAGCGCUUAGAGAGGGAACGACUUGAGAGGGAGAGAAUCCGCAUCGAGCAGGAACGGCGCAAAGAGGCAGAGCGCAUGGCCCGUGAACGUGAGGAGCUGCGGCGGCAGCAGGAGCAGCUCCGGUGUGAGCAAGAAAAGAGAAACAACCUCAAACGAGGCCGGGAAGUGGACCAUGGUCGUAGAGACGAACCUUAUUGGAACAGCAACAAGAAAAUGCAGUCGGAGUCUGAUGUCCGUUUAAACCAAGGCUCAAACUUCAACCGGCAGCAGAACCGCUUUUCAAACUUCAAUCCAAGAGAGAGAGGUCGCUUUCCAGAGGCCUCCACAGAGCAGCCCAACACAUACGACAGACGUAGCCGGUUUGAUGGUGAGCCAGAGGUGAAGAAGAGCCGCCCUGCUCCACACAGAGAGGGCUCUGGCUUUGAUCGUUUCCCUAAGAACUUUGAGACAGUUCGCAGAGCUGAGCCGCCACCUCCAACACGCACAGAACUCCGGGACACUGACCGUAGGGAAAGAGAUGAGAGACGACUUGUGCCCAUGCAUGAUCGCCAAAUGGGAGCCAGAGCUACGAUGACCGGAAUGUCACACAACCGCUCACCCAGGGAUGGCGGUCACGGAUGGAAGAAUGAUGGUGGGAUAAACACUAACAAGGGAGACCUACGAGGACCCAUGCGCAUGCGUACGGAUCGACCAGGCAGGGACGGUCCAGGCCCCUCCCUCAGGGGUGGCUCCUCUCUUAGGGGUGGCUCCUCACUCAGGGGUGGCUCCUCACUCAGGGGAGGCUCCUCACUCAGAGGAGGCUCCUCUAGCGGUCGUGGAAGGAGCAGCUUUAACGACCGAGAUGGAGGAAGAUCCAUGGUGAUGAGUGAUCAGCCCUUCAGCUCUGGUCGACAGGUGGUGGUGGAACGUCACAGCAGGGAGCAGGGGCUGAGGAAGGAGUGGCACAGUGGCUCGAGCUCCCAGGGUAGGGGCUACCCUGAUAACCGCAGAAUGGGAGACACCAGGGGCAGCAUGAUGACUCCUUCCAGUCAUUCAUCGUCGGGGCUGAACCGUAUUGUACAGAUCACCAACAACUCCAUUCCCAGCGGUGGCAACGUGGGUGGAUUUAAGCCCUACAAAGGAACGCCACGGCAGUACUAACUGAAACCAAAUCCUGCCACUUUAAAGCACCUGAAAAAUUUGAAGACUUUUCUGAACUUAUUUUUAGAAUAUCAACAGUUUUAGGUGGUAUGUUUUUAUUUUGUAUAGACGUGUUGACCUCAGUGUAGGUUUUUCCUGACAGUUCUGCUGUUACAUUCAAACAACCUCCUGCACAUGUUUUACUUCUCUUUAGCAAGAUAUUGUACAGCGCUAUGUCUUUGUAACAAUACGUUUUCAUUUGAUGUCUCCUCUUAUUGAGUGUUGAAUUUUUUUCAAUAGCGGAGUAUCACACUCAGUUUCCUUGUGUAAUAUGUUUUAUUUGGUGUUUUAUGGCACUCAAAGUGCAAGGGAUCAUCACUUGGUAUGAUGUUUCUCUUUGAGGAAGUGGAUGACAUAGGACUCGUGUGUAUUUGAAAGUCAUACUUUGUUUUGAUGUUGUAUUUUGUAACAACUAGUUGAACUUCCUUAAAAAAUGUCAAACUGAAGCCUGCAUUGUAGCAAAAUACCUACCAUUGACCAUUAGUUGGAUUGAAAUAAAUUUUGACUUUCAAGUCCGUUACUGCAGGACUUUCAAGGUGG
Molecule: messenger RNA, 3706 nt
Organism: Labrus mixtus (cuckoo wrasse)
Lineage: Eukaryota; Metazoa; Chordata; Actinopteri; Labriformes; Labridae
Gene: sltm
Product: SAFB-like, transcription modulator
Exons: 20
Coding region: 17-3127 (1036 amino acids)
Biological process (GO): regulation of transcription by RNA polymerase II; regulation of mRNA processing
Cellular component (GO): nucleus
Molecular function (GO): sequence-specific DNA binding; RNA binding
Source: RefSeq, a predicted model, not a curated record